UUUAACUAAAAUCAUCAGACGGAUCAAUUAUAUAAGAAACAUGAUCGCCGCAUAUCGGAUUUUAUUUGGGCUAACAUUUUUUUUAUUAUUUCUUUCCAGCAAAGGCCACGAGGAAACUAAUAUGACAGAAUAUUUGAAAAUGCCAUCAAUACUCAAACUAGAUGAUUACGAUACCUGCCUCUAUCACAACCCUGAUGGCAAUGGAAUAUAUUGUCUAUCUUAUGUUGAAGUUGUACCUAAUACGACAUCAGAAAAUUGGAGAAUCAUAGAAAAAUAUUCGUCUUUACCUAGACAUCGUUUCCGACAUGAUAUUCUUUUCAUUGGUACUUGCAUAAAACGAUGCAAGGACUUAGCAAACAAUUUGGAUGAACAGGAAUUUAAUGAGUUUUACGUUGGUUCAGCUCAACACCAGGAGAUUGUAGAUCAUUACGCUCUAGUUCAUGAUAAUUUGGAAUAUCGCAAAACUCAAUUAGGUUCUAAUAAAUAUACGCAUUGUGACACUAAAAAGCUUAAAAAUUCGAUAGCUGAUUAA
Teleopsis dalmanni is the source of this 532-nucleotide messenger RNA. RefSeq lists its product as uncharacterized. The coding region runs from base 41 to 532 and encodes 163 amino acids. The record is from RefSeq and is a predicted model, not a curated record. NCBI's taxonomy places the organism in Eukaryota, Metazoa, Arthropoda, Insecta, Diptera, Diopsidae. The transcript is spliced from 4 exons.